Dermacentor andersoni is the source of this 10561-nucleotide messenger RNA. Lineage: Eukaryota; Metazoa; Arthropoda; Arachnida; Ixodida; Ixodidae. The record is from RefSeq and is a predicted model, not a curated record.
GUGAACUGACGACGCCGGAUUUUCCUGCGGCCAGGAUCGGCGGCACGUCACGUUCUCGGAAGAGAGAGGGAAGGCGAGGUCAGCGGCAGCCUUCUUCUCUCCCGGCCGGCGGGGCUGACAGCGAACAAUCUGGGACCGUCUUUGUUCGACCUGUUGAGCGAGUCCCCCCUCGCAGCAGCACCGCGCUCAAGCCAUGGCCGGCCGGAUUCCUUUGCCCCCAAGAGGUGCACCGCUGCACCAGAGGCAUCAUUCAUGACCCUCAGCCAUGUGGCAGUGGCUCCUCUGGGCGGCCUGCUGCCUGGUGGUGGGUGCGGAGCUUGUCCAGGAGUUUGAGGUGGCUGAGGGUGUGCCGGCUGGCAGCUUGGUGGGUGUCAUUGGGCGGGACACGGGCACUCAGCCACCGUACUUGAUUGUGCCGGCACCUGGCUCAGCUGUGGACUCGGACCUGAGCAUAGACCAGGCCUCUGGACAGGUGCGCACCAGCGUGGUGCUAGACAGGGAACUGCGCAGCGAGUACUCCUUCGUGGCAAUACCACCAAGUGGCGACAAUGUGCGCGUUAGCAUCCGUGUGCUCGAUGUCAAUGACAAUGCACCCGAGUUUCCUGUGGACAGCAUGUCACUUGAGUUUCCAGAGAACACACCUCGAGACGUUAAGCGCACCCUCAGUCCCGCACGAGACCGGGAUUUGGGUGAGUUCAGCACACAGCACUAUCGAAUUGCUUCUGGAAAUGUGGACGGGGCCUUCCGUCUGGCCUCUCAUCGGGAGCGCGAUGAUGUGCUGUAUUUGGACCUACAAAUUAGUGGGGCCCUGGACAGAGAAGCAACGCCCUUCUACAGCCUGCAGGUGGAGGCCUUUGAUGGAGGCCGGCCACCACUGCGGGGCACGAUGACAGUCAACAUCACCAUCCUCGAUGUCAACGAUAACCCACCUGCCUUCAACCAAAGUCGCUAUGUGGGGCGUGUGCCGGAGAAUGCCAGUGUGGGCACCGCAGUGCUGCGUGUCCUUGCCACCGAUGCCGAUGCAGGUGACAAUGGCCGUGUGCGCUACUCCAUCAACCGGCGCCAGAGUGACCGUGAUGGACUCUUUGCUAUUGAUGCCGAGUCGGGCCUGGUGUCCGUCAGCAAGCCUCUGGACUUUGAGGCCAAGGACACCCAUGAGUUGGUGGUGGUGGCGCGUGACUGUGGUGACCAGCCUUUGGAGGCAACUGCCUUUGUGUCAGUGCUGUUGACUGAUGUGAAUGACAACCAGCCGAGCAUUAACCUCAUAUUUCUCAGUGACGAUGCAUCACCCAAGGUGUCAGAGGAUGCACGUCCUGGGGAGCUGGUGGCACGCGUCAGUGUCAAUGACCCCGACUCAAAAGCCGAGUAUGCCAAUGUCAACGUGAGUCUCAGUGGAGGAGAUGGGCACUUCGGUCUGGCCACCCAGGACAACAUAAUCUACCUUGUCAUGGUAGCACAGCCGCUGGACCGAGAGACUCGUGCUCGGUAUGGCAUGUUACUCACAGCCACGGAUCAAGGUAGCCCACCCCUGAAUGCCUCUCGCUCUUUUGAGCUGGCUGUCACUGACACCAAUGACAAUGCACCCGAGUUUGACCAGGACACAUACCAUGCCAGUGUGCUCGAGGUGGCAGACCCUGGCACGUCAGUGCUACAGCUGACUGCUUCUGACCGUGAUGAAGGACGCAACUCACUGCUGCGCUAUUCCAUUCAGCACACCCCAGACACGUACUCGCAGUGGUUCCACGUAGACUCGCGCACGGGCCUGGUGACUACACGCACUCCCAUUGACUGUGAAACAAGUCCUGUGCCACGUGUCACUGUGCUUGCUACAGACAGUGGGGAGCCCCCACUGUCAGCUAGUGCCACAUUGCUUGUCACCAUCAGUGAUGUGAAUGACAACGAACCCAUAUUUGACCAGAGCUUUUACAACAUCACUGUGGCCGAAGAUGAACCCAUCGGCAAGUGUGUUCUCAGGGUGUCAGCCACUGAUCCUGACUGUGGUGUGAAUGCCAUGGUGAACUUCACAUUGGGCGGUGGGCCCAGCAGUGACUUCCGACAGUACUUUGCCGUGCAUCCCAGCACUGGGGAACUGUGCUUGAUAGCCAGCCUUGACCGGGAGCAUAGGAGUUCCUAUGAGAUCCCCAUUGCUGCCACCGAUCGAGGUGGACUAAGCACCAUGGCUAUGGUGAAGGUGUAUGUGCGGGAUGUGAAUGACAACCGGCCCAUCUUCUACCCUCGCGAGUACAAUGUGAGCCUUCGUGAGCAGGACACCCUGGCUGCUACCACACCUGUGGCUGUAGUGGUGGCCAGUGAUGCUGACUCGGGGCCCUUUGGGACCGUCUCGUAUCACAUUGUCAGUGGCAAUGAUUUGGGCAUUUUCCGAGUUGACGCCACUUCAGGCAAGUUAUCCGAUCUAAGGCCAGAUAACAUACUGACAUACCGAACCUUGCCACUGCAUGAGCUCCGGCUCGCAGCACAGGACGGGGGAGGCCUACGAUCGCUGCUCGACGCCCGUGUCUAUGUCAGUGUGCUGGGUCGGGGCCAGCGGCCACCCCUUUUCCAGCGACCGCGCUACGCCUUCCAGGUGCGUGAAGAUGCUGCACCAAGUACUGUCAUCGGCACUGUGGCUGCUGCUGCUGCUGCUAGGGCCCCUGCAGCCGGGGGUGGUCAGCCCAAGGUGCGCUACUCCAUCUACUCUGGCGAUCCUGAGGGCUACUUCUCGAUUGACACCCACCUGGGCAGUAUCCGUGUGGAGCGCCCUCUGGACCACGAGGCACACCCAUUCCUACUGUUGAACGUGCAAGCUACGGCUGGCAUCCAGCCCCCUGCCUAUGGCCACACUCAGGUGAACGUGACAAUCUGGGAUGUCAACGACAAUGCACCACGCUUCGAGAGUGCAGUGCUCAAGCUGAGCUUGCCUGAGAAUGUGGCCGUUGGUACAGCAACAUACGUGGCACAGGCGCACGAUGCUGAUGCAGGGCGAAAUGGCGCGGUACGCUACUCGCUGCUCGAGGCGCCCCCAGGUCUCUUUGAACUUGGGCCUCGGUCGGGGCGACUGGCCCUACUUCGGCCACUGGACUACGAGACGCAGCCUCGCUUGCACCUCGUGUUGGGUGCAGCAGAUGGGGGCACCCCAGUGCAGUCAGCCUCUAUGACAUUGCUCAUUGAGGUGCAGGAUGUCAAUGACAAUCCCCCAGUGUUCGAACGGCCUGUGUACAGUGUCAAUGUGCUCGAGUCCCUGCCAGCCAACUCGCAUUUCCUGCAGGUGAAUGCCACCGAUCGGGACACUGGCAACAAUGCUCGGCUGACAUUUCGGCUGACAGCGAGCAGCGAGUUUGGCAUUUUCCCGAACAGUGGCCUGCUCUACCUCCGUGAGCCACUAGACCGGGAAUCCUGCGAUUUGUACUGGCUCUCAGUUGUGGUUGUGGACAAUGGCAGCCCGGCCAUGUCAGCCACAGCCAGUGUGGAAGUGCAUGUCCUUGACGCGAAUGACAAUGCACCCGAGUUCAGCACCAGUGCCUUGGAGCUGAUUGUGCCGGAAAAUGUGCCAGCAGGCCACCUGGUUGGUCGAGUACAGGCUCGUGACCAGGACACUGGCAGCAAUGCUGUGCUUCGCUACAGCCUGCUGCAUGCCAAUAGCAGCAGCUUUAAGAUCGACCCAGCUACUGGUGAUGUGCACAGCCUGGCCACCCUGGAUCGUGAGGCCCAGGCCAGUUACGAGCUGCUGGUACAAGCUCAAGACCAGGGCACACCCGCACUCUCGAGCACAGCACGGCUGCGGAUUCUGGUGGCCGACGAGAAUGACAAUGCACCAAUCUUUGUGGAACCCCUGGACCGUUUGCUGAGUGUGCGUGAGCAUCAGCCUGCUGGUAGUGAGCUGGUGCAAGUGCGUGCUGUGGAUGCUGAUGAUGGGCCCAACGGUCAGGUCAUCUACGAGAUUGUUCCAGGCAGCGGUCAGCAACGAGAUGGGCGUAUGGCCUUUGCCGUGGAUGCACACACGGGCCGGCUGACCACACGGCUGGUGCUCGACCGCGAGAGCCAGGAGGAGUUCUCACUGGUGCUGGUGGCACACGAUGGGGGCCUGCCACCACGUGAGGCUCGGCUGGCACUGCUGGUGCGUGUGCUGGGCCUUCACCAGCCACCUGGUGUGGCUGCUGGUGGCUCCACCCGGAGGAUGCACGUCCGUGAGGGAGUGGCUGCAGGCACUGUGUUGGGCUCCCUGGCACCACACCCAGCAGGGGCCACCUUUUGCCUCUUGGGGGAUCCACAUGUCUUUGAUGUUGGUCAGCACUCCGGGGAUGUGUUCACUGUGGGGGAAGUGGACUUCGAAACUGCCAGCGAGCACCAGCUGCAGGUGCGAUUGGAUGAUGCUGGCACCACCACACUUAUCCAUGUUCAGAUUCAAGUGGAGGACUUGAACGACUGUGCACCCACCUUUCCGGAGGACCCUGUGCACUUUUCUAUUGCUGAAGACAUCCCCCAAGGAACCGUUGUGUGGACGUUUGCUGCUCAAGACUUAGACAGUGGCGAUAAUGGCAAGUUGGUGUACCAGCUGGAUGAAGAAUGGCCGUCUGUGGGUGCUUUUGAGGUGGAGCCUUCCACCGGAAAGGUGAUGGUGCGCACACCCUUGGAUCGGGAGAGCCAGGCCUCCUUUGUGCUUGUUGUCAAGGCGCAGGACCAGCCAAGCUCGGGGGCUCCAUUGGCAGCUCGUGUCACCUGCUACAUCAGCAUCGAAGAUGUCAAUGACCACAGCCCAACUUUCGCCUCGACUGCAGAGGCUACCAUUGCGCCUGAUGCUCCUGUGGGUGCCAUCUUGCAACAACUAAUUGCCAUUGACUUGGAUGCUGGAGAAAAUGGCCACGUCUCUUACCACAUAGCAAAUGGAAAUGAUGUAGGCUACUUCUCUCUCGACCACAACACAGGGCUGCUGACUGUUGCACAACCUCUGGCAGAGCUGCCCGAGCGGCUCACUUUGAACAUAACUGCCAGCGACAAUGGAUCACCGCGUCGCAGUGCCCACCAGGAGCUGCAUGUGCGCCUCAGUGAGGCACCGCAGCGGCCACCACGCUUUGACCGGCCGCACUACGCAGCUAACGUGUCUGAGGAUGCUCCCGUAGGCACUACCGUGCUCGCAGUUCAUGCCUCAGGAGGAGGAAACCUGUCAUACAGCCUUCCUACUGGCGGUGGCCUUUUUGGGGUGGACACACACACUGGCAUGGUGCACACCUUGGCACUGCUCGACCGAGAGGCACAGGCACAGCACGAGUUUGUUGUGUUUGUGACAGACGGGCAAAAUCAGGAGGACAGCUGCCUGGUGUUAGUGCGGCUCCUGGAUGCCAAUGACCAGAGCCCCGAGUUUGAUGACUCGUGCCGAGGCGUGUCUGUCCCUGAGAAUGGACCUCAAGAGGUGCACACCCUGGUGGCCUGGGACCGCGAUGAAGGCCCCAAUGCUCGUCUUCUCUACUCCAUUGCAGUGGGGAAUGUCGGGGACAAGUUCCGACUGGAGCCCCGCACGGGACGACUGCUGACGAGCGCACCGUUGGACCGGGAGUCGGUGUCUGAGUACCGGCUGACUGUGCUGGCCACAGACCAGGGCAGCCCUGCCCGCACGGGCAGCUGCACCCUGGUGGUGACAGUGGUGGAUGAGAAUGACGAGCCACCCCGCUUUGAGCAGGCAGUGUACAGUGCCAGCGUGGCCGAGGACGCUGCUCCUAACACAACAGUGUUGGCUGUGCGAGCACACGACCCAGACCUAGGACCCGGAGGCCGUGUCUCCUACUCGCUGGCCAACGAGACAGCGGCCCUGUUUCGAAUAGACAGUGACACGGGUGUCCUUACCACAACAGGGUUGUUUGACCGUGAGAAACGUGCCAGCUACACUUUCGAGGUGCAGGCUUCGGACAACGGCCGCUACCAGGCCCACUGGGCCCGUGCCCGUGUGCAAGUCACCGUAGUGGAUGUCAACGACAAUAGCCCCCGCUUUCUUGAGUUCCCCUACGUGGCCCACGUAAGCCCUCAUGCCCCCCUUGGAUCCCAGGUGGCCCUGGUACAAGCCCAUGAUGGAGAUGACGGACCCAAUGCAGAUGUGUUCUAUACCACACCGAGUGGUGGCAAGCUGCACCUCGACAUGGACACCGGACUGGUGACAGUGGCUGCAAGUUUGGUGGCCGACAGUGGUCAGCUGCUGCACCUGGACUUGGUGGCUCGAGAUCGUGGUCGGCCAUCCCGCAUGGCUAGUGGAGUACUGGAAGUGUGGGUAGGGCCCGUGGCAGGCCCACGGCUGGAGUUCUCAAAUGCAAGCUAUGUGGCAAAGCUGCCUGAGGGGGCAGCUGCCACAGGUUCAAAAGUGGUGCAGGUUCAUGCCUCAGCCAGCAACCAGCCUGGCCUGGCUGUCACUUACAGCCUAGGGCCUGACCAGGAUCAUGGGCCAUUUGUGAUCCACCCAACCAGUGGCACUGUGCGUGUGCGGGAUUCCCAGCAGCUGGACUAUGAGGAGCGCCCCGAGCUGGAGCUGCCACUGUGGGCCCAUGCAGAGACACCUUCAGGGGCCAUGCUGCAUGGCUAUGCCCGGCUGUUGGUGCAACUGCUGGACCAGAAUGACAAUUCACCACGCUUCUCCCUAGAGCGCUAUGUGGCCUCUGUCUGGGAAGGGCGCCCUCGUGGAACCUUUGUCGCUCAGGUGUCAGCGUUGGAUGCCGACCAGGGCAGUAGGCUGGUGUACCACAUAGCGGGUGGCAAUGUGGACCAAGCGUUCGUGCUGGAGCCCCCCUUAAGUGGCCGCGUGCGCACCAACACAGUUCUGGAUCGUGAAAUUCGUGACACAUACCUGCUCACCCUUGUGGCUACUGAUGAUGGCCAGCCUCCUCGCACAGGGUCAUGUACUCUGCACAUCACAGUCAUUGACGCCAAUGACAACCAGCCCGUCUUUCCUCCAGACAGUGUCGUCAGCAUUCGUGAAGAUGCCCGAGUGGGCUCCACAGUGACCACCAUCACGGCCAAUGAUGUGGACACGCACCCAAUGCUGCGCUACUCCCUGGCUGAGCCACGUGGAGCCUUUGUGGUGGACCACUUCUCGGGCCGCCUGCUGCUGGCCGAAGCGCUCGACUAUGAGCAGCAGCGCGAGUACCAGCUGCGACUUCACGUCUCCGACACGGCUCAUGUGGCCGAGACCCUGGUCACUAUACGCGUCCUGGACACCAACGAUAAUGCCCCUCGCUUUCUACAGCCCUCUUACAGUGUGCUAAUUUCUGAGUCGGCUGCGCUUGGGUCAUCUGUGGUCACCGUCAGCGCCACUGAUCUCGACUCUGGUGACAACGCCCGUAUCCACUACAGCUUGACUGGCUUUUCAGAUGGCUUUUAUAUUGAUAAACAGACUGGCACAGUGUACACCAACCGAAGCCUCGAGUGGGACCUGACCCAGCCAGUGAUGCAGCUGCUGGUUCGAGCAACUGACAGCGGUCACCCAGCAAAGUCGAGUGUCAUUCCACUCCACGUCCACCUGGCGGACAUUAACCAGAGUGCACCCAAGUUUCUAGAGACUGUCUACAGAGCCAGCAUACCAGAGAACACACUUCCGGGUUCGACACUCCUGCGAGUGUCGGCUAGUGACCAAGACGGGCGUGUGGAGUACCGGCUCCUGGAUACGGCCAGUGGGCGGUUCGUGCUCAGCCGUGGGUCCCUGGUGCUGGCACGGCCGCUGGAGCCACGUGCACGAUAUGCACUGCGUGUUCUGGCCACAGACCUGGGCCGGCCACCACGCAACGCCACUGCACAGCUGCUCAUAAACGUCGAGGGUCAUGGGCCACCAGCAUUUGCGCAAGCCUGUUUUGAGGCGUCCAUCUCGGAGGCUGCACCACUCGGCCACACACUGCUGCAUCUGGGCCCUUCAGUGCCAGGCCUGCGCUAUGCCAUCAGCUCUGGAAACCGGCUUGGGUGCUUCCAAAUUGACGAAGCUGGUGACCUGGUUGUGGCCGCAACGCUGGACUAUGAUGUGGUUACCGAGCAACGACUUGUGGUGCGCGCCACAGACAACAAUGGUCGGGCAGCAUUGACUAGCGUGCUGGUACGCUUGCAGGACGAGAACGACAAUGCACCCCAGUUUCCGUUGGCCGAGUACGUUGCCUCAGUUGAAGAAGGCGCGCCCCUGGGCAGCCCACUUCUUGUGGCACGAGCCAUUGAUGGCGAUAGGGGCCCAUUCGGCAGGCUCAACUACUCGCUCAUUGAAGGCGCCCAGCUGGUCAGCGUGGACAGCUCCACAGGUGCCCUGACCUCGGCCACCGUGUUCGACUACGAGGCACAGCCACACUUCCAGCUUACAGUGCGUGCCACCGAUGCAGGCGGACGUUGGGCAACGGCCCGUGUUCACGUCCACGUUCUCAGUCGAGACGAGUUCGUGCCGGUGUUUGACCAGGAAGAGUACAGGUUUGCUGUGCCCUUAGGUGCCCCCAUAGGGCAUGUGGUCGGGCAUGUUCAUGCAACCGACCGUGAUCGUGGACCCGACGGCCGUGUGCUGUACCAUAUUCAUGGUGGCAGCGUCCACUUCCGUGUGAAUGCAUCUUCAGGCACACUAUCCGUUCGUGCCCCAUGGCCUGGUGGUAGCCGGCUUCAAGUGGUGGCCAGCUCGGGUCGACGUGGCUCCUUGGUGGCCACCACUGGAGUAACCCUGGAGGAGGCACCAGCAGCACCUGCUGCUGCUUCAGCGUCGCGUGGCCUGCCAGCCUGGGCAUUGACCUUGCUGUUACUUGCAUUGACAGCAGUGGCUGGGCUUGCAGCUGCUGUGGCGCUUCUGCGGGGCCGACUACAGACCAAGCGGCCUGCCGAGCCUAGCUUGGACACUUCAUUUGACACGGUUGACUUGCGGCGGGACCCAUUUCCAGCCUUCUACGAGCGGCCUGAUGAUGCAGCAGUUGCCAUGCACACUUCCGAGGUGUCUGAGCAGUCAAGUGGACGUGGCUCGGCUGAAGAUGAAGACGAGGAGAUUCGCAUGAUCAAUGAAGGGCUGCGGCCACAAGGCGACAGUGGUUCUGACAUGUCGGUGCGCAACACCCACGAAUACUUGGCCCGACUGGGCAUUGACCCUGCAGCACCGAUUGACUCGUGGGCAAAAGCACCCAGUGCUCCUGCUGAUGAUGAAGACUUAUCAAGUUUGCUCUAUGCAAAGCUGGAUGAACCAACCGAGAGCCUUGGUGAGCCAUCAAUGACAGGCUCAUUAAGCUCCAUUGUGCAUAGUGAAGAGGAGCUGGCUGGCUCAUACAAUUGGGACUACCUGCUUGACUGGGGCCCACAGUACCAGCCACUGGCGCAUGUCUUUGCUGAAAUUGCCAGGCUCAAGGAUGAUGUGCGGGCCGGUGGUGCCCCACCACGGUCCCCUGUUGGAGGUGCAGUCGAUGACAGUUAUGCUGCCGCCCUGUCGCCCUCUUUCUCCCCUGCACUGCUGCCGCUGGCCUCCAGGUCACCUUCACCACUGCCCUGUUUGCGUCGUACACCACCAGACUGACUUGUGCCAUGCUCUGUAAAAAGCUACUUAUUCUUAAAUACUGAUUCCACUGGCUGCAUACAUUCCGACUUACUGCAACAGGCAACAGAGGGAAAUAGCGACGUGUAAUGUUCUGCCUCUGCAAACCAUGUAAAACUGUUAAUGCAUCCUUCUGUUUACCAGGUUGUGAGCAUAUCAUUUUGUGUAUAUGCAUUUCACUACAUAUCCAUCACCAUAUACUGGAGCAGUGCACUGGCAUCUGCACUCAGUUAACGUUAGCUACAUGAUACAGACCUUGGAGAUCCUAUCAUAUAGGACACGUCAUACAAUGAAUAUAAAACAAAAGUAGAUGGGCACACCUGUCUGACCUCAUUGCUAAUUUUGACGGCAGCCAUGCUGUUCCAAGUUGAGGUAUCUAAAUGGUGGAUCAAAUUCAGCACAGUCGUUGCAAAAUGUCUUUUUAUAUCAACCACUCCUGCAUCUACUGCCAGCUUUUGCAGCUACGAAUUCCACUGUGCAGUGUCUGUGCAAGUGUGUACGCUAGAUUUGUAGCGCUUCACAGAUUGAGGAGAGCUAGUCUUGCCUCACAAAAGGACUGCAGUCAAUACUAACUGAUGAAAUGUAGUUUACCUACUGCAUUGACAGAUGGACAACCAUAAAAUGUGCACAACCCAACCAUUGGCUGCAACUGAGGGUCCGUACAGGCCUUGUUCCUAAACAAUCCAUUUUAAUUAUUGCAUGUAGACUGUACAUUAUAAGCUAUGUGCUCAAGAACACAUCUCCCUUCCAAAGUCACACAAUUGUGGUGAAAACAUGUGUAUAUCAUCCAAGCCAUUGCCUCAUUAACUUAUGCUUUUCAUUAUGUGUUUUCUGUGCAGAAUAUAGUUGCCCAAGCAUGUAUUGCAAAUGAUAUGACAAGUGAGCGCAGGGUGCACUGAAAGAGCUACAUACUGUGUAACAAUACGCUGACAUUUAGCAAUGCCUCUGCCUCCAGCCUCCGUUCUGUAUUUUUGAAAGUUCAGUGUGUUCACGAUGAUGUAUGUUUAUGUAGUGUCAUAUUUUCUGAACAGGAAGUUUUGAAAUUUG